CGCUGCUUUCCUCUCCUACGCCACUGUACUCUUCAAAUACCCGUCCUAGAGACCAACCAUAGACGGUUUUCAACCAAAGACCUCCUAACAAAUUCUCAAUCUCCCAUCACAGAAUGUCGGAACAGCGCGCUGCGCCUCUUCGUCUGGGCAGCACUGCCCCAAACUUCAAGGCCGAGACAACCCAAGGUCCAAUCGACUUCCAUGAGUUCAUUGGCGACAAGUGGGUUAUCCUCUUCUCCCACCCCGAGGACUACACUCCCGUCUGCACCACGGAGCUGGGCGCCUUUGCAAAACUCGAGCCCGAGUUCACCAAGCGUGGCGCAAAGCUCAUUGGUCUCUCGGCCAACACGAUCGACUCCCACGAUGGCUGGAUCAAGGAUAUCAACGAGAUCUCCGGCAGCAACCUGAAGUUCCCCAUCAUUGGAGACAAGGAGAGGAAGGUCGCGUACGCGUACGACAUGCUUGACUAUCAGGAUACCACAAACGUCGACUCCAAGGGCAUUGCCUUUACCAUUCGCUCGGUCUUCAUCAUCGACCCUAAGAAGACGAUUCGUCUCAUCCUCUCCUACCCCGCCUCUACCGGCCGCAACACCGCCGAGGUUCUGCGAGUCCUCGACUCUCUUCAGACUGGCGAUAAGCACCGCAUCACUACUCCAAUAAACUGGGUGCCUGGCGACGAUGUCAUUGUGCACCCCAGUGUUAAGAACGAGGAAGCCAAAACCCUCUUCCCAGACUUCAGGAUCGUCAAGCCAUACCUGAGAUUCACUCCUCUUUCCAAGAGUGUCACAAGCGCCGCCCUAUAGGUGACUGUAUGGCUACAAGGGAUUAGUGUGCAAGGCAUAGGCGCGGGUUGGGCAUGGUAGAUGGUGGCAUGAUAGUUGGAGGAGGUUUGCGUCUAGAAAGAAGCGGAACCCCUUCCAGCAUGCCUCCCGAUGCAAGUUGGGCAUAUCCGUUUUCUAGGGCUGAAAACGGCCAGGUUGAUGAAUGAAAAGUUAACGACCCUUUCAUGGUCUCGUGCCUUGCGUCAGGACCUGGUUCCUGAGUGAUUGAUAACUACUCGAAUCCCCUCUGGCUCAUCUAAAAGCAUGAAUGAAAACAACUAGCCGAGAUGCGCAGACGAUUGGGUUUGGAUGCUUCUAUAUACGAUUUGAAAGGCUUGAAAGGUUCUGCGUUAGUAUCUAAGCCUGGAGUGAAUGAAGACGACUCGAAUCCCUUCUGGCUGAUCUAAAAGCAUAAAUGAAAAUAGCCAACUGUCAUGUG
Messenger RNA from Cucurbitaria berberidis CBS 394.84, 1260 nucleotides. Its product is annotated as mitochondrial peroxiredoxin PRX1. NCBI's taxonomy places the organism in Eukaryota, Fungi, Ascomycota, Dothideomycetes, Pleosporales, Cucurbitariaceae. The record is from RefSeq and is a predicted model, not a curated record. Gene Ontology annotation, biological process: cellular response to oxidative stress; cell redox homeostasis; cellular oxidant detoxification. Gene Ontology annotation, cellular component: cytosol; mitochondrion. Gene Ontology annotation, molecular function: peroxiredoxin activity. The transcript is spliced from 4 exons. Bases 114 to 803 code for a protein of 229 amino acids.